Messenger RNA from Columba livia (rock pigeon), 4253 nucleotides. RefSeq names its product microsomal glutathione S-transferase 2 (gene MGST2). Gene Ontology annotation, biological process: leukotriene biosynthetic process. Gene Ontology annotation, cellular component: endoplasmic reticulum; nuclear envelope; membrane. NCBI's taxonomy places the organism in Eukaryota, Metazoa, Chordata, Aves, Columbiformes, Columbidae. The record is from RefSeq and is a predicted model, not a curated record. Bases 271 to 714 code for a protein of 147 amino acids. Gene Ontology annotation, molecular function: enzyme activator activity; glutathione peroxidase activity; glutathione transferase activity. The transcript has 5 exons.
AGGAAAGGCUGGUUUUGUUCUCCCUCUGUUUUCACACAGGCGAGAGGCAGGCAGAGCCGGCUGACUCUAUUUGAACUUUUUCAGGAAUGAAAAACGGCCAUAAUUUUGCACUCUUGUUUUAAAAAGCGAGGCUGUUUUAUUUCCAAGGCGGACCUUUGUGGCAACGCUGAAAAGCACUAUAAUUCUCCCAACUGUUGUGUUUCCUUAUUGCUCCCUCAAGCUGUCUGUGCUGCACUCACAUCCUGCUCGCACGCGGAAGCUGCUGGGAACAUGGCUGGUGAUCUCAUUUUCCUUGCGGCCGUCUCUCUGCUUUCCGCCUUCCAGCAAAGUUAUUUUGCUUGGCUGGUGGGGAAAUCAAGAAUGAAGCACAAGAUCAUGCCUCCAGCUGUCACUGGAGCUCCAGAAUUUGAGAGGACAUUUCGUGCACAACAAAACUGUGUGGAGUUUUACCCAAUAUUCCUUACUGUCCUCUGGACUGCAGGAUGGUUUUUUAAUCAAGGAUUAGCUUCCUUCCUGGGUGUGCUGUACAUGUUUGCCCGCUACAAGUACUUCCACGGUUAUGUACAGUCUGUGAAAGGAAGGUUAAUAGGUUUUUAUUUGAAUUUGCUGAUUCUGAUUUGCUUGACAACCCUGGGUGCAGCUGGCAUUGUUAACAGCUUUCUGGAUGAGUACCUGGACUUCAGCAUUACGAAGAGAUUACGCAAAUUAUUCUGAAGGCUGUUUUGUUUGGGGUUUUUUUAAUAAAAUAAAAUAACAUGGAUGCUUUCCCUGAACAACAGAAGAUGCUUGUGAAUAAAGCAACAGAGCUCUUUACUAACAGCCCAUUGCAAAGUAAAAUGCAUGCUCCUCCUGAGCUGUUUACACUUUCUCAUUUCCCUGCUUGAAAAAGAGUCGGUAAGACAGAAUGUCAUGUCACCUGAGUUUGCAAUUAAAUAUUCUCUUUUCAGUACAGUAUUGUAAAUCCUAAACAAAUUACAUAAAACUAAACCCAUUAAUUCACUGAUGUAGUUGCAACUUGCACUGCAAGUAACAGCCCAUCUCACCCAAUGUCCUUCAGCUUUGCCAAUGCCUCUGUAGUCUUCCUUCACUCCCCUUCAUUUCCCCCAGCAACAUUGUUCAUUCUGCACCAAUGUAAAAAAAAGCUUCUAUGCAAUACGCUGUUGCGGGGUCCCAAUUUUCCAGGAAUAUCUAAUCCCGCUGCAUGAGGCUGCUUAAGCAUAUCUGGAAACAAUGCUUUCUUCAGGAAAACAUUUAAAGCUGCUCUUGACCCUACGUUUCUGUGAAGGCCUCUUGAUUUUAUACACAUGUUUACAAUUCGACACAUGCUCAAACACUCUUCUCGUAGAAGUGGGACCCUCCUGUAGGCAGAUCCCAGUCCUUACACAAAUCCUCUUGAAAACAGGCUGUCCCCACAACGCAGCACUUGCGAGAGGGAGAGUCAGCCUAGACAAAGAGAAGGCACAGAUGCUCGUCUAACAAUUGGGUCUACUGCAUUGUGUCCCGGCAAGGCACAGAUGGCUGGAGUGAGUGUGGGAGAGACGAAACAAACAUGUCAGCAUGGCCACAGCUCUGGGAAUCACAGAAAGACAAUGAAAAGCAAACUGACUAUGAAAACAGUUUUCUGCUAAAAUGGGGGGAAACCAAUGGAUUAGCACCAUGAGCUCCAAGCGUGCUGGUGGUCAGUUUAAACUGUGUAGAGCAGAGAAGCAAGGCCAUGCCUAUUUUGAUGACUCCUGAUUAUUCAAAUUAUUUAGGCAAUGCUAAAUAUACUCAUGCUGGAGCCAGCAGGCAGAAGUUUUCUUUCUCAUGCCUCUGCAGACACGAUCUGGCCAAAAGUACUGCACAUUUACAGUGGUGUUUAGUCACAUCCAUAUAAUGAACAAGUUUAUGGUCUAAAGGUGCACUAAGGUUGAUAACCUGAGCACAGAAUAAUUGAGUGCUGGCUCAGGUUCAUAAUAACCUUUCAUAUGAAAAAAGGUAGACACAUGUGCAUAAGUUAGCUUGUGAUUAAACGACAUAACUUACCGCCUGCAAGCAGCAAAAGCUGAAAUGUCAUUUGAACAAAAACCGAAACAAGUGCAACAGUGCAAGUCUUGGGUCUGCUAAUGGCUGCCAAAGGGAGAAGGACAGAUCCUGACGGCAAACAGGCUGGAGCUGACACAGCUGCAGGAAGGGCAAUUCUGGCACUUGCCUCCAGGGAGAAAGUACAACAGGGCCAGAUUUAACAACCACGGGAAUCACCGGGAAUCCUUCCACCAACUUUCCUUUUGUGGGCUGAAAGACAGAAAAUGCACCUACCCACCUGCCAGUGAUGCCUCGAGACAGCCAUGGGCAGCGGGAAGUGCUGCCGCCAGAAGGAAACCAGAGACAAAGGGCUAAGUACUUGAAACACACAAAGGAGAAGGCCGAAAGGUCACUAGCUGUGUUCAACUAGGUAUUCAUGUCUGAAAUUAUUCCAUUCCAAGCUUACCUGUUGUCAUCGUCUGGUGUGUUUUAUAGACAGCUUCCCAUAUCUCAUCUUUUCCACAGAAAGGGAUAAAGUGCUUUUGCACAGGGACAGUCUCACAUGCUGAAAAAUGCAGCUGUGAGGCUGCAAAACAUCAUCUAGCAGAUAAACAUAAACCCAAACUUUUAGGAGGUGCACCAGUUAAUAAGAGGCCUAGAGCUGAGGAUGCCAUCUGUCUUCUGAGUCACUGCUUUUUCCCCAGUAAGCCAGGACAGAAUGCCUAUGAUCGAAAAGUGUUAAUGCCUGACUCUUCCAUAAUUAAAACCAAAAUAUACCUAUAACAGAUGUACACUGUCAGUAGGAGUAUUUAGUUUAGUGAGAACCACACAAUUUCCUGCCUGCUGAUCGAGGAGUUAGUACCAGGCUGCAUGUUCAGCAUACGCAGUGAAUCGAUGCGAAUGUUCAUCUGCCAGUCACAAUCAGAAAUGACGAUGGCCCCUGCUGCAGCACCAAAGCCAGUUGGUAUCUAGGAGCCUGUUGCUGAAAGCACCUUUUCUCAGCAAGCUCACAUCCAGCACAUGCUGAGGAGUAACUUUGGCAGGCUGCUCUGAUCUGGCCCCGUCUCCUUCUUUAUGCCCUAUUAUCCACAUUUAAAACGAUAAAGGACUAACAUUAAGGAGAGAAGGGGAACCUCACCUUAAAGGUGGUAUGUGGAGCUGAGCCACAUGACACCCUGAACAGCAAGCAGUGCAAACAGAUGUCCCAUGUCUGAUUCCACACAACUCCCCAGUAGGCUGUAGAUAUGGAGACAUCACUGUCGAGCUUUGAAGGCUACAUGGCAUGUUUAUCUUGAACAGGUCAUACCAAUUCAACAAAUCUACAUGCACUUUCCCAAAGGCUUCUGACAAGACAAUUCUCACACUGUAGUAAUAGCAGGUGACAGUAAUAGGCUGGGGAACUUCUCUAAAUAUUUAUCUUCAUGCUUCCCCCAUUUCCUCAACUUUUCUUUGUAACUUCUAUGUCCAACCCCACAUCUCCCUUCUUCCACCCCAGAUCUUAGCCACAGGACUCCUUCCUACAUCCCAGACUCUCCAUCUUCUCUGCUCCCCUAAAGGCACCUCCCUACUCCCUGCUCAGCACACACGGAGCAAACACUCAAGUUUGGGGCUGCCACCUCUAAUGGGUCCAGUUGCAGACCAAGUCCCCUUAGCAACUGCCUGAGCGCAGACCUUCCCACAGCACACAGGCAGGUUUGAUAACUCACCUUGCUCCACAAAACGGGCGAAAUGACCCCAAAGGCAGGCAGACACCUGAGUAAGUCCCUCCCACCCAGCAGCUCAUCACAGCGGGAUGCAGGGGCAGCUACUCAGUUGUGCAAGAGCCUGGUUCCGGCUACACCCUGCCCGUAACGCCCCAGCUCCAAGAGGUGAUCCUAUAAACAUGAGAGGUGAUCCUAUAAACCAGAGAGGUGAUCCUAUAAACCAGCCCGGUAUAUGACUCAGAUAACCAUCUUUUAUUUGGGUUUUUGUUUGUUUGUUUGUUUGUUUGCUUUUGUUUGUCUUUAAAAGUGGUAUGUUAACAUCAGGACUUUUUCUACAUUUUCAGAGCUCUGUACAGGUCUUAAAAGGAAAUAAGCAAUGCUUAAUGUACAAAGUAAAACCAGAAAACUAGAAAAAUCUGAAUAAAAUGGAGCAAGUCGCUGUCAGGGAUACAGUACAAAUUAGUAAUCAGAUGUCAUCUGAAGUGCAAUACCACUGCAGUAAGGAUGAGUUAAGGAAUGAAAUAAAAAUACUCUAUUUUAAACAAA